This is a messenger RNA of Lycium barbarum (goji berry), 1624 nucleotides long. RefSeq names its product NAC domain-containing protein 7-like. Gene Ontology annotation, biological process: regulation of DNA-templated transcription. Bases 318 to 1379 code for a protein of 353 amino acids. The record is from RefSeq and is a predicted model, not a curated record. The transcript has 4 exons. NCBI's taxonomy places the organism in Eukaryota, Viridiplantae, Streptophyta, Magnoliopsida, Solanales, Solanaceae. Gene Ontology annotation, molecular function: DNA binding.
UUCGUUCAUCGUUCUUCCAUUUCCUUAGCCCUUUUCCAUUUUCGUUCAUUUGCCAUCUUCUCCUCGGGAUCUGGUCCGAGGCGACAAGCAGGAGUUCCACAAUUCCCGAGGAUUCAACUUUGAACUCUCUCUUCCUUUUUCUAUUUUUAGUCUUUUUGUCCUGUCCUGUCUCUUGUCUUUUACCUUUCCUUGGACCCUUCUCUUGACUUUUUUUCUCAGCUAAAAAAAAAAACCCUACUCUUCUCUGCUCAAAUUCGACUUUAUUCAGCUCUGUGCGCUUGGAAAUUAAGGUCAUAUAUACAUUUGAUAGCAAGAUCAUGAAUUCCUUUUCACAUGUUCCUCCUGGCUUUCGGUUCCACCCAACUGAUGAAGAACUUGUAGAUUAUUACCUCAGGAAGAAAAUAACUUCCAGAAGGAUUGACCUAGAUGUUAUCAAAGAGGUGGACCUCUACAAGAUUGAACCAUGGGAUCUUCAAGAACUAUGCAGAAUAGGGACAGAAGAACAAAGUGACUGGUACUUCUUCAGCCACAAAGAUAAAAAAUACCCAACAGGUACAAGAACCAAUAGAGCCACAGCAGCAGGAUUUUGGAAAGCAACUGGAAGGGACAAGGCUAUUUAUUCCAAACGUGACUUGAUUGGCAUGAGGAAGACCUUGGUUUUUUACAAAGGGAGGGCUCCUAAUGGUCUAAAAUCUGACUGGAUUAUGCAUGAAUACCGACUUGAGACUGAUCCAAAUGGUGCCCCUCAGGAAGAAGGAUGGGUAGUGUGUAGAGUAUUCCAGAAGAGAAUGGCAAGCACGAGGAAACAAAGUGAGCACGAGUCACCAAUUUGGUACGAUCAUCACGAUCAAGAUUCAUUCAUGCCAGACAUGGACACCCCAAAGCAACACUCUCAUCAGUCUAGCCUCACUAAUUACCACUAUCCUAAUUACCCUUGCAAGAAGGAAUUCGAAAAUUUGCACUACCAAAUUCCACCUCAACAAUUUCUUCAGCUUCCUCUUUUAGAAAGUCCUAAGUUUCUUCCAGCACAUCCAUGCACCUCAAUGUCAGUGUUUGGCAUUAACGUUAAUAAUAAUAAUCAUGGUAGCUCUAAUUUGCAGCUAUCCUCCGUGCUCACACGAGAACAUGGGCAUUAUCAUCCCAACAAAUGUACUAAUGAACAAGUUGCUGAUCAAGUGACCGAUUGGCGAGUGCUCGAUAAAUUUGUAGCUUCUCAACUUAGCCAAGAGGAGGUUUCCAAGGAAAAAGGUUACUCAAACACCUUACAUGGUGCUACUGAAGGCUCGAAUUUGAUGAUUCGAAAUUUGAACAAACAAGAAACAGUCACGGAAAAUAACUCCACGGCGUCAUCCUGUUCUCAGAUUGACCUGUGGAAGUGAAGUGAGAUUUCUUAUAAGGAAAGGGAAAUAUAAGUAAACACUGAUCAUAGGAAAGUACAGUUCUUUGUUGAUUAAAUAUCUAAUUAAUAUCAUUUGUACAUAACAAUACUACUAAGAAAAACUAUAUGACCCUUCUAGCUAAUAUUAAGUUGAGAGAAAAUAAAUUAAAUGCUUGAUGAUGGAAGCAUAUAUAGGUGAAUUAUGCAGCCAGAUUUAUCUGUUUGAGUUGUAAUUGAAGCAUUUUC